ACAAAACGAAUCGAAUAAAAUUUUUGUGAGUGACGUUUCCUAAUAUUAUCGAUCGAAACAAAACUCGAAACACUAAUGUCGUUUUGAAAUGGCGGACGUAUAGGGGGAGUGUCUGAAGAAAUCGGGAUUUGGGAUAUUUUGUACGAGAAAAGAUUGCAUUGCUGAUUCUACAUUCCAAUAAAAGACUGAUUAAUAUUUAUAAAGUGGAUAAAUAUGGCGUGGCGGUUCAAAGCUUCGAAAUAUAAAAAUGCGGCGCCAAUCGUGCCGAAGCCUGAAGCAUGUAUCCGGGAUAUAUGUGUUGGUUCAUAUCAGACAUAUGGGAACAAUAUCUGUGCAUCGGCGGCUUUCAUGGCCUUUAAUUGGGAACAUGUGGGGUCUAGUCUUGCCGUGCUGCCCCUCGACGACUGUGGGAGGAAGAGUAAGACUAUGCCGUUGCUCCAUGCUCACUCCGAUACUAUAACUGACAUGGAGUUUUCUCCGUUCCAUGAUGGCCUUCUGCUAACUGGAUCACAAGAUUCGUUGGUGAAAGUUUGGCAUAUCCCACAGGAAGGGCUCAGAGAGUCUCUGUCCACCCCUGAGUGUACUUUAUCUCAGAAACAGCGACGAGUAGAGAACGUCGGCUUCCAUCCAGUUGCCGAUGGUCUGAUACACGUGUCAUCUGGCCACGAACUAGCAUUGUGGGACUUGACUAAGCAGAAAGAAGCUUUUGUUAACAGAGACCACGGGGAAGUAAUCCAAUCAACAUCAUGGAAGAAGGAUGGUAGGCUUCUGGCCACCUCUUGCAAGGACAAGAAGGUGCGGAUUGUGGACCCCAGGGCUCCAACUGCAGUGGUCGACGUGGCCAACAGCCACCAGAACAUAAAGGACAGCAGAAUCGUCUGGCUGGGAGACCAGGACAAGAUUCUUACUACAGGAUUCGAUUCGGCGCGGCUCCGUCAAAUCAUGAUUCGCGACGUGCGCAAUCUCUCGCAGACGCAGAAGACACUCGAACUUGAUUGCUCCACCGGCAUUCUGAUGCCGCUGUUCGAUGCUGACACAAACAUGCUAUUCCUGGCCGGGAAGGGAGACACCACUAUCCUGUACAUGGAGCUCGUGGACCGGGAGCCUUAUCUCAUUGAGGGGCUGCGGCACUCUGGGGAACAGACAAAAGGCGCAUGUUUGGUGCCAAAACGUGCCCUCCGCGUGAUGGAAGCGGAAGUGAACAGAGUGCUUCAACUCACCAGCUCCUCCGUGGUGCCCAUCAUGUACCAGGUUCCCAGAAAGAGCUACCGUGACUACCACGCGGACCUGUACCCGGACACCAGCGGGUCAUUGACCUAUCUGUCGGCGCCCAUGUGGCUGGAGAACCAGGACCACCCGGUGCCAAACAUAUCCAUGCAUCCGGACGCUAACAAUUCUGUACAGAUUCAUCGUGGAAAUUUAGACGAAGUUGUAAAAGCUAUACUGGCAAUGCCCCCUUUAAAGAAAACCGACACCAAAAAGGCGGUAACCCCAGUAGCUCCCAUCGAAGAACCAGUGAAACACUUCCCAAAAACGACAACACCCGAAGCCAAAGACGAAGAUCGUAUAGAUUUCGUCAACGUAAAAGAUUUGAUCAAAGGCAUGGAACGGGGAAAGAGUAACACUAAAGAAACCAACGGAUUCCACAAAAAGAUAACAGAUAAUGGCCACGAUUAUUCUGAGAAGAAAAUCCAAGACGAGUCAAUGAUUGUCGAUAAUGUUGAGAAAAGUGACGAGAAACCAGAACAUGGUGAGAAAAUUGAGAAGUUAUGUGAGAAACCUGAGAAAACGUUUGAGAAAUCUGACAGUUCGGAAUCGAAUGAGUCUUCUUUGUCGAGAAGUAAUAGUUAUAUCAAUGGGGUACCGGUGCAGGCGCCAAAACCCCUGCCAAGAUCGUCCAUUUCUGAGCCGGGAUCUGGUGAGGAGCACCCUGAAGCGCCGAAGCCUAGGCCUCGGACGACUGCGGUGCCUAUUUCUGGCUAUAAGCCUCGUCUGGGCCCCAAGCCCUUCUCAACAUCGUCGGGAAGCGAAGAGUUCUCGUUCGACAAGGUGUUUUCUGUGCCAGCCGUUCCAGGACUAACGAAGUCUGAAUCUGCUACAUCCCCCAUCACCGCCGCUGUGAAGUCACCUGUGACCUCGACUCCGAUAGCAAAAGAUGUAGAGGAGAAAGAUAAGUCACUCUCUCCCACCAGUGACGUGGAGGCUCCUAACAAAGAGGAGUACACUAAUGGCAAAUCGGACACAAGUCUUGAAGAAGAGGUGAACUCUUCUGAUUCUGGGUACAGACCCAAGACACCCAGUACGGCGGAGCGGAGGAAGAUGUUUGAGACUACUGAUGGCGCCAACCAGUCGAUAGCAGAGCGUCGUCGCGCGUACGAGUCUCGUUCAGUGAGCGUUGCGGUUGAAUCUGACACUCCACCGUCGCCUGCGCCACUGCGUCGGCGAGAUUCGUUAAAAUCAAGGAAGAGUCCAGAACGGGAGGACAAGCGCUCGUCAGUGCCUAAUGUCACUACUAAAAGGACUUCUACUGUGUUUGGCAAAGUGUCAAAGUUCCGACAUCUGAAAGGCACGCCGGGACACAAGUCGACACAAGUGGAAAACAUAAAGAAUAUCAGCAGGCAGAUAUCUGGGGAGUGCAAUGGCUUCUAUGCAAAUGGCGUACGCUGCGCGGUGCCCCUCAGCGGCGGCGGGGGUCGCAUAGGGGUGGUGGAGCUCCCCGUGGGAGCUACCCCCGUAGCUAAGGCGGCCGCCGCGCCCCACGGCGGGGGGCUGCAACCCGCCGCCCUGUUGCAUCCCGCGCCGCUGCAGGAUUGGGCUUGGGACCCCUUCGAUGAUAACAGGCUAAUGGUCGCGUGCGAUGAUGGUCAAAUUCGAGAGUGGAUCAUACCCGAAGGUGGUCUACAAGAAUCAACAAACACACCUAAACGCACGUUCUCAGCGCAUCCGGACAAAAUAUACCUCGUCCGAUUCCACCCGAACGCUUCCGAUGUGCUCACUAGCGCCGCGCACGACCACACGGUCAAAAUAUGGGAUCUGACCUCUGACCCCCCCACCCCUGAGAUAAUACUCACAGGUCACACUGAUCAAAUAUUCGCCAUGGAUUGGUCGUCGUGUGGGGAAUAUUUGGCUACGAUUUGCAAAGAUGGACUGGUUAGGACAUACAAGCCGCGGUCGAGCACGCAGCCGCUGCGAUGCGGCGCCGGGCCGGCCGGCAGCCGCGGCGCCCGCCUCGUGUGGGCGCUGCGGGACACGCAUCUCGUUGUCACCGGAUUCGACAAAGUAUCAGAGCGCCAAAUCAUACUAUACAAGGCUAACGAUCUAUCAACACCACUUUGUACGGUUGGAUUGGACGUGUCUCCAGCUAUUCUGCAGACUCACAUCGACCAUGAUUCCGGCACUCUGUUCCUCACUGGCAGGGGCGAUUCCACAAUCUACUGCUACGAGGUGACUGCAGAAGCGCCACAUAUUGUCGCGUUGUCGCACCACCGCGCCUCCACGCUGCACCAAGGCAUUGCGUACCUACAUAAGAAUCUCUUGGCCGUCGAUAAGGUGGAAUUCGCUCGAGCGCUGAGGCUAACUAACGGGAACAUCGAACCUCUGUCAUUCACAGUGCCGAGAAUAAAGAGCGAAUUAUUCCAAGACGACCUGUUUCCCCCGACUCUGGUCACGUGGGAGCCCUGGCUCAGUUCCAAGGAGUGGUUCUCCGGGAAGAGUGUACCAUCUCGCACGCACAGUCUGCAGCCGGAGGGGAUGCAACCCUUAUCAGCACACCAGCCUUCGACGCCGGCGCCGGCGAAAGAAAAACCAGGCCAGAAGCCGAAGCCAGACCUGAUCAAGUCUCACGUGCCGCUAGAGGGCUCUGUCAAGCAGAAACAGGACAGCAUAAUGAAAUCAAUGAGUGCUAAGCUCCAAAUUGACAUGAAACUGGAACAGGACAGCAUGGAGGGAGUGGAGGAGACAGAGUGGGAGCAGUGAGCGACCAAGUGCAAUUUUAUACGAGUGUAGUUCUAGUUGCGCGGCGUUGGCGACAGGUGGCGCUUUGGUGAACACAUUUAUAUUCAAAAACUAACUCUACUCAAAUUAAAACUUCCUAAAAUACAUUAUCCGCCCAGGUGAAAAGAUACUCACGACUUGAUAAUGUAAUUUAAGUAGGUGAUAUCUUAAUCUGGGAGGAUAUAAUGUUUCGGUUUAGACUAGGUGGGAAUAUUUUGUUGCUACACAUAAUUUAAUCUUGCUUAAAAAUAUGAUUUCUCUUAAAUUUGUUCAUUGGUCGUCAUAUAAUUACGAAAUUGACGAAAACACAUUUUACACCUUUUUGAUUUGUUCGCGUUAUAUUAACGAAAACAUGACUUUUUUAUUUGGUCUUAUAGUAAUGAGCAUUUGAUUAAUUUACGUUAAAAGAGCAACUACAAUGCAUUAAAUACGUUUAUUAUUACAGUCACUAAGGCAGUUGAGAAUUACAUACGCUGUUUCAUUUCCUCAAAUCGCCAUGUCGCUCGUCAAUCCCGUGCGUGGAAAUAGUUUAGCUUAGUGUAACGAGGCUCCCCGAUUCGGUAUUAUAUAAACGAUGCGUCUACAUCACUAUACUAAGUUUCUAAGUCGUCCGGAAAAAAUUCAAUGCCCUAAGUGGGAUUUUCUCUUUCUGCAGUACGUAUUUAUGUCGUCAUCACGUUCCAAUAUUGGCUUUAGUAAGAGCGUGAAGGUAGCGUAGGUUAUUUGCGUAUAAAGAAAGAGAUAGCCACAGUCAUUGUCCGUUUUCAUGUCUGAAUAAGAAACAGAGUAUAUUUAAACAUAUACGCAAAAUAGUCACCCGAUCCAAUAUUUUAUAGAACUUUUUCCCGAUCUAGCUACGAUAUUAUAUAUCUAUGAAUAUAAUGGCUCACUUUUGAAAUCUUAGCUCUUAAUUAGUUCUUGAUGAGAGUAUUGACAUUAAAUAAAAACAAAACCACAUACAAUAUAUAUUCGUUCACAAUAUAUAUUCGUUCGAAAUGCCGGGUUUUCUUAAAUCAUUUUGGAUUGACAAGCUGCGUUUGACUGCAUGUACGAUUUCGGUCGGAGAUUCGAUAAGCAAAUAAUUAGUGCAUUCAAGUGUUACGUGUGUUAUUUUUUCCAAACUAUUUUUUUAAUUGAUUUAAGAACCCGUUUCACCGUUUGCUGAUAAAUUAUCUGGUAGUAUUAUAUCGAACAGAAAGCGUUAAAAGUUGUGUUUCACAAGUGUUGGAUAGGGUUACUAGCUAAUCACAUGAGGCAUAUGUAUCCAGCAGGUUAGUUCUAUCUGUCAGAUUAUAUAUUUUAUCAGAAAGUGGUGUAAGCAUAUUGUAAUCAUUCUUUUUUCCAACGUUAAUGUCAAUACUGACACUCAACCAAUAGCCAUAACUAUAGGAUACAUACUCGCACGUAAUCUAAGUAUUUUAUAUUGAUUUUAUACUGUAUUCUAUAAGAUACCGCACAAUGAUACUAAGUGUCGUUCGUAUUUUGUUUUAUACAUGCAAUAUUAAUUUGUGAAAAUACGAAAAAAAAUACAUUCAGUUUUAUCCUAAAGAGGAUAAAAUCCAACCAUUUGCACAGUUUUAUUAGCUUUAUUAGCAUAAUAAACAAAUAUAAUAUGAAUACUGUUUAUACAUAAAUGAUGUAAUACAAUUUGUAUCUUCAGAUCUCAAAAUGACCAUUGAUUACGAUGUCAAAAUUUAUUACAUUUCUAAAUAUGUCAUAAAAAUAUCGCUCAUACAAAGUCAUCCAUUUUCAACCAUGAAUUUCCAGAUCUCAACGCAUAGUAUUUUAUUUAUAUUUUUAGUCUACAAUGACAUAUAUUUCUUAUGUUUGAUUUGAUAUUAUGAACUAUUUAAAUCUACCACCGUUCUACAUAGAAUCGUAUAGUGGAAUGAUGAAAAUUAAAUUGAAAUUUAACACUGUGUGUUAGACGCGCAAUAAGACUUGCGCAACGAUCCGUAUUAAAUAAUUAUGCUGGAUUGGGCAUGUAUAGGUCAUGGGCAAGUUAUACUCGAUAAGCCUCUUUCUCUCUCUCGUCUUCGCGUGUUCCGGUUUCAUCCGGGGUUGUGACGCUGCGAAGCCCUGGGUCAGCGUAAAUGUCAACCCUGUUAUUCAUAUAAAAGUUAAAGCACACUGCUAACGUAUGUUUUGUCUCGUUCUGUCAUUGUCAAAUAUGGUAAAGUGCGAUUGUGACAAAACAUACGUUACUUUAAAGUGUGCUUUAACUUUUUUGUAAGGUAAACCUUUAAAGAUUAAUCAUUAAGAAAUCCAAUUUUGAAGAUCCGGUUGUGUUUUUAUUGGCCUGAUGUAAAUUAUCAUUCAAUCCUGGGAACGGAACUCCUCUAGCUCGAUAAAUAUCAAGGUAAAAAAUAGAUUUUAUUAGGUUACUCAAACUUCUCGAAGUUAUAAUACAGAUUUUAUUUAAUGAGAACAAUAUUGAGUUCUAUUUAAUUUUAUCACUCACGAAAAAGUAAAUAUGAACAAGGAAAUAGUGCUCGAAUGUUUUAGAUAAUAUUUUGGCUUAUUCAUUAAAAAAAAAAACAUUAAACCCAUCUAUCUUAUUUUAAAUUAGCUUUUUCAAGAAAGAGAUAUUUAAAAUACGCCUCGGGUGUUCUGUCCAUCGUGUCCCGCGAGUAGUAUGUCUAUGUAAGGAAUGAGAUCACAUUAUGAACUGAAAAGCACCUUGAUGAGCAAUUGUGGAAGUCACGCAACACGAUUGUUACGACACUGUCUGAUGAUCUUGGGAAUUGACUUUGAUCUUAAUUUACUUGUGGCCGGCAUUUAUGAAGUACUGUUGCCCGCGGUUUCGCACGCGUACCUAUUUCAUACUACAUGUAUGCAAAAUUUCAACAAGAUUGGUUGAAUAGAUAGAGCGUGAAGAGGUAACAAACAAACUUACUUCUCCAUUUAUAAUAUUAGUUAGGAUAUCACACGCAUAUACAUAUAGUUCGUUUUUUCUUACAAGUUUUACUAUGUUAACAUUGUCUUUUUAUGAUAUUACAAUGAUAUUUUAUAAAAUAGACAUUUUAGGAAAUUACUUUUGUGGUUAAUGUUUUAUUUUACAAUGUAUAUAUAGGUUUGAAUGAAUGUUUGAUUUAUUAUCAACAUAAUUUAACAAUGCGUACUGUGAAGUUUGUUUACAUGUUAGAACUCGUAAGAAAAAACGGACUUAAGCUAUAUUACGGACCCUGGGUUUCGACGUCUUGUCAGCGGAAUAAAGCAAAGAGAUUGGAAUGAAUGAAUGAAUGAAUGAUUUUAUUGCACAACAUGUGGUACAUAGAUUAAAUUACACAAAUAACGUCUAUAUAUAAUUAUAUGAUGUUCAAUUUUGAGUUUGAAAGGUUUCGUCGACAGAAUAGAGGAGACAUUAUGUCGGCGAAUCGUUCGUAGAUGAAGGGUUCUGUCGUUCAUACGCCCGAUAUCGAAACAUUCUGUCGACGAAACGUUCGUAGACAAAGCAAUUGUCGGAGAACCGUUUCAGACUCAAUUAGAAUCGCGUUCUAACAUGUAUGCACGCAAUUAUUGAUUUUAUAUGUAUUUCUAACUUUAAUUGACGACAAAAUGAAUAAUAGACUGUCUUGACAUUUCCAUGCAUACAUUUAAGAGAAUAUUUUUUCUUUAAUAUUUCAACUUUGGGGGCCAUCUAGCGUGCAUUUUGCUAAUUAAUUUAUAUUUAGCAUAUUAUUCUUCUUAUCUUAUUACCCAAAUUAUCAUUUUAUUUAUAUCUGCCUAAGCAUAUUGGACAUUAUUAGAUUAUGGACAUAUUAUUCCAAGAGCAACCAUGACAUUAAUUUUUCGCGUCACGCUUCAAGGAAAUAACUUUUUUUUUUCCAAAGCAACUAUCUAUCACUUUGCUCCCAUUUAUCAUAUUAUGUAACCAUAAUAUAUGGUGCGAAUGCUCUGCUCACUGUAAUGUAUAUAUACAUAGUUUACAACUUGUACUAUAUGGGAUUCAUAGGGUACUCCUACUUAUAAGGAAUUGAAGUUAUGUAAUUAAUUUCAAUAGUGUUUCAUUGCUACGUGGGAAUGUAUAGAAAAUAGAGGGAAGCUCGACAAACAAAAUCAUAACAAAUAUUUAAAAAUCUAGUGUUAUGACAUUUGAAGAUUUUUUUAAAUUUAACAUUUAAAAUUAUAAAACCAAACUUGCCGAUUGCAAUGACAUGUUUUCUCUCACAGUUUUGAAAAACAAAAAUCUGUAUUUCCAUAUAUUCCAACGAAUCUAGUGUAUGAUAAUAAAAAUGCUUGUAUGAGUCAUUAGUUUACCCUGCGCUCUGACUAAUGGAAUUAGUUCUAAGAAAUUCUUACUUUCCACGUUAGAAGUGAUUGGAACCACAAAGAGGAGCCGCGCUGUUGCCAUUUCUCUAUCAAAAGAUGAUACGCGGGGCUGAGGCAGACGAGUAGGGGUAAGCGGUUCUGCCUUGGCUCCGCCUCUUUCCGAAACGGAAAACGAAGUAAGCAUCCACACGAACAGACGUCACUUAAAGGGCCCCGUUUCUUUAAGUGACGUCUGUGCAUCUUUCAUAGUUGUUGUUGUCCUUCGCUAUAUUUGCGGUUCGUGGUUGGAGCGCAGUGGACCAAUCCUAUAUCGACAUUUAAUAUAUCAUAAGCGCGAGUUUAGUACCGCUAGAUGCCAUAACUCAACAUUUGCUCAAAACGCCAAAGAAUUUGUUUUCUUGUCAAUGUUAACAUUAUUUUCCAUGUUAUCUCCAUUUCUAUUUGAAUCAAAUUGUGAACUAAAAUAUAACAAGUUUCAAACGUAUUUAAUAUAAAGAGUCUCAUGUUAAAUGAACUUGUUUAAAAAUAAUUUCAUGUUUAAUACUCAUAUGUAAUUAUUUCGGGUAAUUAAAUAAUUUUGUCUGUAAAAAUUUGUGUUAGAUAGACAAAGCUAAGCUCAUGAAAUUGGUUAACCUAAAGAAUAAGUCUAUACUGUAUGAAUUCGUUUUAGAUGCUAUCUCGCUCGCACUGUGCGGGCACAAACUCUGGGGAGUUUCAUACGAACGCUUUCAUAUUAAUUACUUAAAUAUUUACGAAUAGAUGUAAUUUUUAUUCACUAGUCAAAAAGUUAUUCUUGAAAUAUAUUUUCAAAUGUAUUAGUUUACGAGUAAGAUAUUUUUAUUCUUUCAGAAAGGUCGUGUGCAACUAGUUCUGUCCUUUUUAUGCAUUAUACUUGAGUUGUAGGACAAAACUUGUUGCGUCCGGACUUCUCGAAUCCAUAAUGGCGUUUUAUUAAUGGCCACAUUUCUUGAUAAUCAAUAUUCAGCUGUAAGUCAUAAUCAAUAAGGUUUAUUUUAAGACGCACCUUUGGUACUGUACGAUAAUGAAAAUCUCCUUAUUAAAAUAUUUUUCUUGUACGGUGAAUUUUGUUGUUGUCCCUUUAUAUAUUGUUGUCCUGCUCACACUGUAUCAAAGGUCAAAACCAGGUUCAUAUCUUCAUUCAUAUCUACUGAGUGCGCGUACGCGUGCGCUUUUUUGUACGGAAUUGUGGCUGGCGGCGUAGAUGCGUGCGUUACAAGUUGCUAAAACGAGCACGCGCACGCGCACGUGCUACGUAGGCGGGUGUGCACAGGCCUCAAAGCGACAGUAAAAUUCACCUUUUAGAACUCUUUUAUUAUAAAUGUAAUAUAAAAAUACGAAAAGACGCACCAAUAAAACCCAAAUCAAAUGGCGGUUCCAAGUAAUGCAUUUUUUAAAAUGUACGUGUGUACAACAAUAUUUUAAUGUAGGUAAGUACUAAAUAUUCCACAAAACAUACAACCAUACAUUUCACAGUUGGAAAAUAUAUUACCCAUUGACAGAUGGAAGAAUUGUAUUCAAAUUGUAAUAACGUUUCACCUGCCAUAGCUGCCUUAUAAUAUACCUUCAAAUGUUUAGAAUUAGCCUCAAUUAUAAGGAUUUGAAAAUAUUUCUGCAAUGUUUUCUUGAAUUCGUGGGACCGUCAAAUAACAUGCUCAAAUUGUUUCCAUACCAAAGUUGUGUAAUGACAAUAAAAUCCCCUUCGAAAUUUCCCUUCAAAAAACUAAGUUUUUCACACAUUUUGUAAAUUGUAAUUAUGAUGUUUUUCACAUUGGAAAUUAGUGCCAAUCUUUUGUUAACGUAAUGUUUAAAAAUGGCGUCGUAUGCCUUUUACUAAUGAAAAUAUAUUAUGUCCAACCAAUUAUAUUGUACUCCAAGGUGAUGUAUUUAUUUUAUUUAUUAUUAAAAGGUGAUAUUUUACGUUUAUAUGUUCGUGUCAUAAGCUUGCUAUACACGCAAAAUAAUAAAAACGAAAUCGAUGAUCUUUUUUAAAAGUAAACUAAAAACCUAGACCAAUUAUCAGUAUUUUUGAAAAUGUUGUGAUGGGAAACUAGGUUUGAUGGUUUUUAUACAUACAUAUUAUCACGUCUGUUUCCCGUGGGGGUAGACAGGAACUAGGUAUUUCCAUGUCACGUUCCUGACAAAUCUCGUGGUCUUUUGUUUUCAAUUUUACUGAACCUGCGACAAGAUUCAAAAAAUGAAUUGUGUUCAUACAGUGAUCAUGUAACACAAUCGGCACGACAAUAUACUGUAAUAGGUUCAGAUAACCUAUGGUUUUUUUCUCAGUAUAUAAAUUACUAUGCCUAAUGCUAUGCUUUGGCCACGAACAAAUAGACGCGUAAAGGUGCUGAUCAAUAGUAAGUGCAAAAAUUUAAAAAAUAUUAUUUGUAUUAAAAAUGUAUUUUUGUAAGCUGUGAUUGAGACGUAGCACGUACUAUGAAUAUCUUAGUUUUUUUAUUACUCCAAUUAAUUCGGAUUGACUGUAAUAGAUCCGAGGGAUAAGUCCGCUAGAAGGCUAGCUGGUUAGAAUUUGUUGCCUCUUAUUCAUACAAUAAAAGUUAUUGCAAAUAAUUCUCAUUACUAAAGUAAAUAGAGAUAUGGUUUUAAUUUAUGAAUUACUUUAAAAAAUAUAUUCGUCUCUAAACUACUUACUUACUUACUUAUUUUUUAGUCUAAUUAUAAAUACUGGACAAGUCACCCAUUUCUUGCACACGUAAGAUGUGUGACUGAGACAGAAUAAUAACGUGCUACGACUGUGUCACAACGCGGACUAUUUUAUACAAAUAUGGACAUAAUGUAACACCUAUUGGCCGCACCUUUACUGGUAUCACCCGACCACAAACCAUGUGUGAGUGCGUGUAAUUUAUGUAUUUUGGAUGUAGUCAACCUACUGAUAUCCUAGCGUAAGGCUCAAUAUUUGGAGAUAUUUUUAUUAUUUUGCAUUUUUUUAUUAAACUCUUGCUAAAUUAA
Molecule: messenger RNA, 11253 nt
Organism: Plodia interpunctella (Indianmeal moth)
Lineage: Eukaryota; Metazoa; Arthropoda; Insecta; Lepidoptera; Pyralidae
Gene: pod1
Product: pod1 coronin
Exons: 24
Coding region: 214-3975 (1253 amino acids)
Biological process (GO): actin filament organization
Molecular function (GO): actin filament binding
Source: RefSeq, a predicted model, not a curated record